AUGAAGCUCGUCGCCAACGUCAUGCACGAUAUAGACGGAAACUCGCCAACCCCCUCACCCCCUCACCCUCGAACUCGUUCCCGCGUUUGUCGGCAUACGACAAUCUUCACGCGCAACAGCACUAGAACGCGGAGCGCAAAACACGUCGUCUUCGCCGCCGCCAUGCUCAACGAAACGCUCCCCGCGCUGGCGGCGCGCGAGUUCCAGUGCCCCGUGCAGGGCCAGCCCGACCUCUACGGCCUCGGCAUCCGCGUCGGCAUCUACAUCCAGAUGCUGGCCGUGCAGGUCUCCGCCCUGCUCAGCAUGGUGCUCCGCCAGGACGACUGGCUCGGCGAGGGCGUCGUCAUCUUCAUCCUCGCCGUCGGCAGCGUCCUCGUCAAGCUCAUCGUCAACCGGCAGAUCCUCGCCGUCGAGGCCGCGCCCAUGAUGGCGCUGCUGCUCGCCCAGGUCGGCGUCUGCCGCUCCGUCGGCCAGAUGGGGCUCGUGCUCGGCGUCGUCUACGCCGUCGAGCUCUGCGGCCUCUCCGCCCUCUUCGUCUGGUUCUGGUGGCACGGCAUGGACGUCCUCGGCCACUCGCCCUGCCCGGACGACAAGGCCUUCUUCUUCGCCAGCGUGAGCCUCUGGGGCUGGUUCCGCACCAUGAACAAGGUCUUUGCCAUAUUCACGGCUAUUGGCGCGGGCAUCAUGGCCAUCAUGUAUAUUUUCGGAUACUCAUUGUUGUUGGGACAGUAUUCGAUUUACUGGAUCCAGCGACUGCGCGGCCGGAUAGGGCCCUUGGCCCAGGGCAAUGCCAACCAGCAGCACAAUUUCGACGACGACGACGACAACGACUGGAACAUUGACAUCGGGCGGGCCUUUGAGAUUACCGUCAACAUAGGUGUCAUUGCCUUUGUCGAAAUGACGUUGAAGUGGAACAACAUCACCGGUGUCCACUCGUUGAGAGACCCGGGCCAGUUCAUGCCGCUCAUGAUUGCCCUGGCGCAGCUCCUAGCAAUCAUAUACCAGGGUGCGUCUCGCUUUGCUCACCUCGUAGCCGUCGAGGACGAGCCAGGCUUUGACGGUGAGAGCGACGAGACCGAGUGUACACACGAAGACAGGAUUCUUAGACGCCGAAGAAACAAUGCGGAAGCCGACCAGGACGGCGUCGAGUUGGCGUGA
Cordyceps fumosorosea ARSEF 2679 is the source of this 1158-nucleotide messenger RNA. RefSeq lists its product as hypothetical. Bases 1 to 1158 code for a protein of 385 amino acids. NCBI's taxonomy places the organism in Eukaryota, Fungi, Ascomycota, Sordariomycetes, Hypocreales, Cordycipitaceae. The transcript is spliced from 3 exons. The record is from RefSeq and is a predicted model, not a curated record.